This is a messenger RNA of Nicotiana tabacum (common tobacco), 411 nucleotides long. The record is from RefSeq and is a predicted model, not a curated record. NCBI's taxonomy places the organism in Eukaryota, Viridiplantae, Streptophyta, Magnoliopsida, Solanales, Solanaceae.
AUGGCCAGAAGAUGGCAGAAGUUUGCGGCCAUACAGAGGAAGAGGAUUUCAGUUCCAAGAAAUGGCAAUGCUGCAGAUAGUUGUAGUACUUCAUCUUUUAUAGCCGGUAAAGGCCAAUUUGUAGUGUAUACAACUGAUCAAAGGCGCUUUGUCAUUCCCUUGGCUUACCUGGAAAAUGAAGUCAUUUUGCAACUUUUAAGCAUGUCUGAAGAAGAGUUCGGGCUGCCAAGUGGAGGCCCUAUUACAUUACCGUGUGAUUCAGCUGUCAUGAACUACAUGGUUUCACUAAUCAAGAAAGGUGCAGCUGCUGGAGAUCUUCACAAAGCAUUUCUCCUCUCAGUUACUUCAUGUUGCUGUUCAGCUUCUUCUUUGCACCAAGAGUGGGGAAACCCACAGCUCCUUGUUUUUUAG